Ceutorhynchus assimilis (cabbage seed weevil) is the source of this 3044-nucleotide messenger RNA. The record is from the annotation of a GenBank genome assembly. NCBI's taxonomy places the organism in Eukaryota, Metazoa, Arthropoda, Insecta, Coleoptera, Curculionidae.
CCGCAUUCGGUGUACCCGACCUCGGCACGUAUCAAGCGCACGGUAGUACGAAAAUCACUCGGAUUACCGUACGCUCGAUACUCUCGCCGAUCUGCUCCUGUUCGUUUUAGCUGGAGUGUAAAGCCGAACUACAGCUGGCUGUUGUUGACAAGAAUCAAGAAGUGUUGACAUUUAAAUUAUUAUAGGUUAGGCUUUUUUGUUUGUUUUUGUUUAGUAGAACUUAGAACUUUCAACUUGUUACUUAAUUUAAAAUAUAAUUAACUCCAAUUAUAUAAAAUAUAUAUACGUUUUUGAUUGCUUCAGCAAAUUUUCUAAUGUCUCAAUGUUGUUUCGAUGAUUUGUCCACUGAAUUAUUAAUUUACAUUUUCAAUUUUUUGGAUGUACGAGACUUGAGUCGAUUAAGACUGAUUUGUAGGAGAUUCCGAGAUGUAAUCAAUGCUUGGGAUAGUGUACUAAUUAAAACCACGACAGUAGUAACCAACCAAAAUAGUGACAAAUUUUUAGCCAGAUGUUUCACCAAGAUACCAACAAAAUUAGAAAAGUUAAGGCUGCAAAACAAUUGGAAAUAUGGCAUGUAUAACGAAAAGAAUCUUUUCUAUGUUAGAAAAAGAUACAUGCCAUGGCUAAAAUUAGACAAAGAUUACCUGUGGUUCAGCCGAGGUUCGAAAAUUUUUAAUUACAAGCGAGACAGAGAAUGUAUAAUCAAUUCUAAGCCUAAUUAUGUUUUAACGCCUCAAUAUCGUCAUAGCUGUGUUAAUGUAGGAUUUUCGUCUAUUGAUGUUACUAAAUUUACUGUUCAAGAUGAUAUUUUGGUAGGCGGACUCAGUGAUGGAGGAGUUUACGUUCAAAAUCUCAUCAACAAAAAUGAUUUCUAUAUCGAUAAAGACGAACAUACAUUCACUUGUUCGGUUGAUAUUUCUCCUGAUGGACUGGUAGUAGCUAGCGGAAUGAGAAAUGACUGUUUUAAAAUAUUUUCACUACAUCGAGAUCCUUUAGAAUUAACUUUAAUACAUACCCAGGAAUUAGGUCAGAGAGCUUGGUGUGUAUCAUUUUGCGAAGAACGACCCAUAUUUGCGUGUGGUACAUCUGCAGGAGGUGAUAGCAGGAAAUCAAUAUUGUUAUUUGAUACUGAUAGGUAUACAGAGAUUAUGAAUUUAAAACUCGGUCAUUUUAUAUCUGCAACUUUGGACAUCAAAUGGGAUGGCCCCAAUGGUAUAUGGUCUUGCGGUAAUGAUAGUCAUUUAAGAAGAUGGGAUUUAAGAACUGGUAACUGUGAACAAAAGUUUCACGACGCAUUUGGUGCCGGUUUAUACUGUUUAGAUUAUGACUACUGCAACAGUAUUAUGGUUGGUACGUAUCUACAUGGAAGGGUUGCUUUAUGGGAUGUACGGACUAAAAGAUGUGUACAGUUAUACUUCACGAGGUCUUGUAAAGGAACCACAUUGAAUUCGCCAGUUUACAGCCUCUCCUUCGAUUCCGAGUACUUAUUUGCUGCAGUGGAUCAAAAUUUAAAUAUUAUGGAUUUCAGCAACUACGAAUAUAGACAAAAGAGGGAUUAUGUCAAAAUACUUGAAGAGACUAAAGUGGGUUAGGUUGUGAACCUUGACAAUUUCUAAUGCAAAAUAGAUUAUUUAUUUAUUAUUUAUUAGUAUAUUUUCAAGUGAUAAGCUGAAUGCUUAAAGCAAAAUUGAUGUAAUACAUACAUACAUACUGUUACUAAGAAUAAAUAAAUCCUGCAAUUAUUUUUGUUUCCCACUAAUUUAUUAAGGCAUUUGCUACAUUAUUUAUUUCUAAGGUGAGAAAAAAAUAAGCAUACAUUAUUUUGUAGUUACUAUUAGGUGGGUUGGGUGAAUACUUGAAUUGCCUAAUAAAUGUGGUAGGGUUGCAGGGUCUACUGCUCCUUCCAAAUAAAUAAAUACAUUUGUUUCAGGUUAUGCUGGGUUGACUGAAAAGAAUAAAUAAAUAAAUAAACAAGGGAAUGACAUAUAGAAACGAUUUUUAUUGUAAUAUAUUUUUUGUCAAUAAAUAUUAUUGUUAAGUGUAGCUGUAUAAUUUAUUUUACACCUGUGCACUAUAAAUGCCACAACCAACACCUGUUUUUACUUACAAAUUAAUAAGGUACUUAUAUAAUAUAUAAACUUAAAAGUUAAUGUACAACUUUCAAAGACACUUUGUAAAGCUAUGCACUCACAUGAGGACGUACAAUGGCCUAUCAAGGCAGUGCUUCAAUAAUUAAUCUAAUAUCAACAAAGGUUUUCCAUUAAAAACACAGACACACAUAUACAGCGCAUGAAAUUCUCUGAGGAUCUGCAACAAAUGCUUGACCGCCUCUGAAUCACAUCCCAAACUAAGUGCAUCGGAUUGUUCAAUUGGUCCGCAAGUGAGUGCUAGGCUUUAAAAUUAAAAUAAAAAAGCUUAUCUGUACUUUCAAACACAAAUAGCUUUAAAAUUAAAAAAUAAAUAAAUGGAACCAAUUGAAAAAUAAUGUAGUGGUUGCACAUCACAGAUUAUCAUAAAAUUAUUCAACAGCACUUUAAUAUUAAAACAUUUUUGAUUCAUAUGAGUUAUUUAUUAUAUUAGGAAUCUUAACUAUUCUACAAAAAAGGUAUAAAAAGAUAUUCACACAAAUUCCUGUGUGUAAUUUAUAAUCAACUAAUAACAAUAACAUAAACGGUAGAAACCCUCUGGUACUACUUUUUACAAAAAAUAUAAUUGAUGAAAACUUAUAAAUUACCAAUUUGGAACAAGUUAAAUACAUAUUUCGAUUAUUACUUUCUCAACAUAAAUAAUAAGUAUAUAAGCCACUUUUUGUUGUAUUCUUAUUUCUUAACACUAGUAUUACAAUAUGAUUUACUUAUGCACAAUAAUAUUCAUUUAUUUACCUAAUGAUAUUGUCGUGGUAUUGCAAUAAACAGCCUACAGCCCCGAAAUAUCCUUCAUGCUCAAGGAACAAGGCUUUCAUCGAUCCAUUUGACCAAUAGUCCAUGGCGUAAGCUAAAAGCUUCAUCGCUAUAGGAUUGACUCGUAAGAAAUUACCUAUAAAU